This is a messenger RNA of Didymodactylos carnosus, 1232 nucleotides long. NCBI's taxonomy places the organism in Eukaryota, Metazoa, Rotifera, Eurotatoria, Philodinida, Philodinidae. The record is from the annotation of a GenBank genome assembly.
UCCGCUUGUGAAAAGUUCUGCUCAAGUCUUGGCUAUUGAACAGCGAAAAUCGCAGGUCUCUAUCUCAUUCCUAUCAAAAGUUAUUCAAAAAGUGGCACCCGGCACUGUAUUUUGGUAUGGAUAGUAGAAGUAAAUGGAUCUGCAAUCUAUCUAUAUUCAUCUUUUACUCUUAAUCUUUGUGUUUUUUUUCUAAGGUUAUUCGGUAUAAAUCUCACAAUUAUCGUCUACUUCGUGCGAAUGCUGGUCAUUUCCGUUAUGAUUCGACAAAAGAAUAUUUAAAUUUUGAAUACUUUCGAGUAGAAGAACGACCACGAGUACUGUAUAUACAUCCGAAAUACGAUAUACCUGUUUCAUCACAAUGGUAUCCAAAAGGUCAUUUAUAUCCAACUCAAAUAGCUCAAUAUGGUCUAAGUCAUUAUAGCCAAUGGAUUAAAAAACAGCAACACAAACAAAUAUCACAUGAUAUUCAUAAAAUGGAUGAAUUAAUAUCGGAAGUUGGUUCAUGUUCAAAAUCGGUCACAUUUAAUGUUUCAUUGUCAUACAGUUUUGUUAAUUUCAAUUUGUUAUCAUUCUCAUUUAAUUGUUCGAUUAAUUUUCGUUUUUUUUUUAAUGGUCAUUAUUAUAAACUUAUGUAUUUUACAAAAUCUACUCUUUUACCAUUAAAAAUUCGUCAAUAUACAAUUAUCUAUGGUUUGAAUAUAACAUCUGAUCGAAAAAUAAAUCGUAAUUUAAAAAUUGAUUUAGAAAAAGCACUUAAAAUUAAAAUCAAUGAAAAAUAUAUUUUAUUUGAUGUUCAACUAUGUGAACAAUGUAAAAUUAAACAAUUUUCAAUUGGUAAUUUGACUUUGUAUAAUGAACAAGCAUUUUUUAAAUCAGCUGAAUGGUUAUUAACAACUCAAAAUGACAUAACUGGGUGUUGGUAUAUGACAAUAGUAAGACAAUUUGCUCAGGAUUAUAAACUAAAUCCAAAUUGGUGUUCAUCAAUGUCUCAAGGAUUAGCAGCAUCGUUAUUCAUAAGAAUGUAUUCAUUAACGAAUGAAAAAAAAUGGUUAAAUGGUGCUUUACAGGCUAUAAAACCAUUCUUAUCAAACAGUACUGCAGUAAAACGUUAUUAUGAUGGACGAUAUUUAUGGUUAGAAGAAUAUCCAUUAGAUAGAAAUGAUAGUAGGAGUCUCUAUGUAUUAAAUGGUUGUCUAUAUUCACUAUUAGGUUUAAUUGAUGUUCAUACGUAA